AUGGGGAAGAGUCUGUUACCCCAAGACCUGACUCUGAAAGACCCCAACUUUAACAGGUCUACUGGGCAACCUUUGAGACCCGAUCUCGGACGAAACCGCACCAAAUCUGUUUGUUAUAAACUUUGGUAUGGCCAUUCACGUCCAAAAAACUGGAACCAGGAUAACUGGACAACAGGGAACAAUCGGAUACGAGGUCCCAGAUGGUCAACACUUGAGAUCCAAGAUCAAGAGAAUUUUGCUGAGUUUUCCCAAAUUUUUCACCACUGGGCUCAAACUGAUGAAGAUCUCACAAGCCUCCAUCAAACUUCUUACAAGAGAAGGUCACAAAUUUCGCAGCAUUUUCUGUCAAGCACAACGCCUCGCAUGCAUCUGAAACAAAUUACCCACUUUCGAAAGGCAGUUUCGGGUUCUAGAGACGAAGACACACCAAAGGACACAUUUUUUCACACCUCGCUACCGGCGCUGAUAUAUCGAACAUGGCCUGGAUCUAUGCCCAUGUGCAAUGUGCAUGAAACCUUUCCAUUCCGAGAAGGUGCUCUUCAAGCCCUUGCACAAUGGAAGUCAUUUAGGAAUGCAGCAUAUGUCUUGAAACAACUACCUCCAAACGACUUGAAUAUUGGUAGUUCGAAACCCCAGCGAUACGAGCCUCAAUGCCAUCACCGAUGUAUUGCGGCCGCAACGAGCACCUCAAUGAUCACUCUAAGAGCGAGAGCAUUGUUCAUUACUCUUCCACCGGAACCUGUAGAUAUAGGGAACGUCACAGAACCUGUCGCAGGUUGCGGUAGCCGUCAAGACGAUUAUCUGGACGAGCGAAUACCGAUGGUUUCUGAGGAUCGAAAGAUGAUUCCUCACCUGUCACCGCUGCCCUCGAAGGAGCAAAAGACAUUCCACGCUGAGGAAAUAUACGCCAUAUCUACAGAAUUGGCCUUGAAGUCUGUCUUGACGCAUGAUGACAAGAAGGAUGUUCUAUUCGGGUUGAGCAUGUACCACCACAUACAGUCUCCAGCGCAUGGCCGAGCACUCAGGAACUCAGGAACUUCUGUCACACCGUUCGGUACCUUACUCUCAGCGCUAAAGGCAAGAAGAAAUAUUUUCAUCUUUACCCUCAGAGGAAUCAAUCUGCGCUACCAAGGAUUUCGAGAGAGGCUCUCGUUUGCCCAUAAGAGUAUCGAGCUCGCGAAUGCAAGGCCAGAUGCGUCGGUUUUAGACGAAGACUGGAGUCUGAAGCAUGGAGAGCGACUUUUGGUCACUGCCUCUCGAAUUACCGACUUCUAUUCACCCCACGGCCUGCUAGGAUUUGUUUUGUUUUCUUCACCACCACUUGACUCUGAUAUCGGUAAAGACCAGCGUUUCCAUCAGGAAGUAGUACGAUUCGACUCAGGCUUUCUAGACAAGUUACGUGGAGCAAAAGUAUCAAUCGUACUACUUCCUGUUGGAAACGCUGGUAAAGACAAUGUGCUGAAAGUCGCUCAACAUCUAACGAUACUCAAACACAGGCAGUGGAAUAGCCCAGCCUCUGUAGCCUACCCGACAUGUGCGGCAACCUGCUCCGAAAUUCUCACUGCCAAUGUCGCAUGUGCGACGGCAAGUGCAGUGAACGACUGUUUCUGCUCUCAUCUAUCUUGGCCAGCAGCCUGUAAGUUUGUCUGCACAGGGCAGCCUGAAAGGACUUCAGUUGCGCAAUGGUAUUGGGCUGUCUGCCUAUCUCAAAUGGAUUACUCCCUUGACUGCCGCCGAUUCCAAAUGGAUGACGGGAUAAAAUUGCUACUAUUCGGGACAAUGCUCAUUGUCUUCAAUACCCACGGUCAUGCCCUCAGCCUCAUCCGGACCUUUUCCUUCAACUAUCACCAUCGCCGUACCUAUCAUUCUCAUAAUCAUGCUUGGGCUUGCUAUAUGAUCAAAGAGACCAACGGCACCGAGAAGAAGGAAAAAGAAGGUUUAAUUCUCGUACUGAAGCAUUUUUUUCAGCUGCUUCUAGACAUCCUAGAAAAUAAUCGUACACCGGGAGCUCUUGGUGGAGGUUUCGGGGGCUCUAGAGCGCUCGAUGAGCGACUCGGAGGUAUCGAAACCAACCUUCAUGCUCUACGGAAUCUUGUUCAGCGUCUAAUAGACGCGCGAGUCCCCGGAAAUGUCGAUAUUGAUUCAUUCGAGGAUAAUCUCCCGAUGGCGUUCACCUACCCCAUUUAUAUGGACAUUUUCAGCAACCCAGUCUCCGUUAUCACAUCCCAAACACAUCGAAACCAGGGAUGCCUUCACACUUUCUGCGGUAAUACACAAUGCUACUCUAUCAACAUCAAGCUCUUACACAACGUAGCCGAAUGCGCACGAGAAUUCAUGGCUCGGGAUAGCCGCUGUCCGAUCGACAGGAAUAGGGUCACAGGAGUCAACGACCAUCGUCUCCUGGCUGGAAUCGUUACCAUGUUUAUCCGAAGAUACCCAAAUCGGAGUCGAGUGAAUGGUGCGGUCCCUUCCACGAGGAGGAUGACUGAAAAAGGUGAAGUUCUCUGGCUCAUGGUAUCGCUUGCAAAAUACGUAAUUGAUUGGCUUUCCACUCUUUGCUCCAUUGCUCCUUACUAUCAGCAUUGUCUACGUUUCCUAAUUUUACCAAAUGUCCUUGCAUAUGAACUUUAG
Lindgomyces ingoldianus is the source of this 2631-nucleotide messenger RNA. RefSeq lists its product as uncharacterized. The transcript has 21 exons. NCBI's taxonomy places the organism in Eukaryota, Fungi, Ascomycota, Dothideomycetes, Pleosporales, Lindgomycetaceae. The coding region runs from base 1 to 2631 and encodes 876 amino acids. The record is from RefSeq and is a predicted model, not a curated record.